AUGGAUUCGACGACGGGGAGAGCUGGCGUCAUUCGCGCCAGUGACGGUGACGGGAGCAUGGAUAAGCUGGCGCACUCCGUCCUAGAUGAUCUGCUAUACAACAUCAUCUCAGACCUAGUCCUCGAGACGCACCGCGAAGAGAAGCUGGCCAAGGCGACGACGGCGGCCAUCCAGGCCGAGAAGGUGGCGGCCGACGCGUCGGACCCGUCGGCGCCCGAAAUCAAACCCGACGUGCGCAUCGAGACCGACGCAGCCAUAUACCACGACGGCAAGGUCUACCUCAAAGGCAACCCGCUCAAGACGACCAAGGAGAUCCUGUGCCCCAAGUGCCACCUCCCUCGGCUGCUGCACCCGACCGACGGCAAGGGCGCCAAGAAGCCCGACCCCACCGUCCUCUACUGCAAGAGGCACCCCUACAUCGAGAAGGCAGGCUGCGACGUCUACGGCCAGAGCUGGGUCGGUCCGGGACCCGGUCGCGGCAAGAAGAAGAAGGACAUGGAGAAGAAGGACGAGGCCGGCGCGGGAGGUGAGCAGCGGCCACCUAACGUGCUCUCGUUCCCCUCGGCCACGUGCAGCAAGUGCAAGCGGUGCAUCCUCGUCACCCGCCUCAACAACCACAUGGGCUCGUGCAUCGGUAACAGCGGCCGCAACGCCAGCCGUGCUGCCUCCCAGAAAUUCAACAACGGCAACGGCAACAUCAACAGCUCUACUCCCCCCCCCACCUCCUCACAGAAGAACACGCCUGCUCCCGGUUCGCGCGCAGCUAGUCCCAGGAAACGCGAGAUGAGCGAGGACCUGGACGACGAGAACAACAGCAACAACAGCAACAACAACAACAACAGCAACCACAAUAACAGCAAUAACAACGGCGGCGGCGGCGGCCAUGGUGCUGACGGCACAGGACCCCCUAAGAAGAAGAAGAUGAAGUCGUCGGCGUCGGCAUCCGCGUCGGGCACCUCGACCCCACCUGGGUCCAUCAACGCCAAGAAGGUCAUACUCAAGACCAAGAAGGAGCUGGCCAAGGCUGCCGCCUCGGGUCUCUCCCAGGAGAAGAAGUUUGGGCGCGCAGGAUCGGCCGACAGCGAUUCCGUCGAGGUUGCGACCCACCCCGCAAAGUCCAAGACGGGCAACGGGAGUCCCCUCAAGAAGUCCAAGAUUGCCAAACCCCCUGCACACAAUUCCUCCCCGCUGAAGAAUGGGCGUGAUGCGGAUGGCGAGUCUGAGUCUUCAGGUACUCUGUCUUCUCCCCGUCAGUAA
Messenger RNA from Geosmithia morbida, 1257 nucleotides. RefSeq names its product Transcriptional activator (PtaC). The record is from RefSeq and is a predicted model, not a curated record. Bases 1 to 1257 code for a protein of 418 amino acids. NCBI's taxonomy places the organism in Eukaryota, Fungi, Ascomycota, Sordariomycetes, Hypocreales, Bionectriaceae. The transcript is spliced from 2 exons.